AUGGCCAUGGAGUCAACGGUGCUUUAUGACGCACUGGUAGCGUUGGCCUCGGGACAUUUGUCACUCUCGAAUGAGUCGUACAGGCUCUCAGCGCUGGAAGCUCACUCGACAGCCAUCACUAAUCUUGCAACGGCGCUCGGCGCCCCCCAGAAACAGAUCACAUGGUACGAGACAAAGGCAGCAGCAUGUCUCGCCUUCGUCAUCGGAGAAGUCUGCGUGGGCGAUGAUUCCGGAUGGUCUACUCACCUCAACGGAGCCAAGCUUUUGAUCAGGUCCGCUGAGGUGGUUACGACCUCCGGUGUCGUGUUGCGUGGCCCAGAGGUCUUCAGGAGAAGUUCCGAGGGGCAGUGGAUACUCCGGAACUUUGCAUAUCACGACAUAAUCGGCAGCAUCACGUUGAGGAGGCGGCCUCUGCUCGACUGUACCUAUCUGGACGGAAUCACCGACGUGGUGGAUACCUAUCUGGGGGUCGCUACGGACCUAUUGCGCCAUGUCGCCACUCUGAGCAGUCUUGAUGAAGAGACGAAGCUCGGGCCAGACCUCACAGUCGAUGAAAUCGUGGAGAGGAAAUCGGCUUUCCACACCACAUGUGCCAAAGUCGAGCAAGAGCUGCAGGUGUGGCAGUGCCGAGUCGAUGCUUCUCCGGAGCUCGCUGCCUUGGCGCACGCGUUUAGAAGCGCGGUCUUGAUCGUGCUGUAUCGGCUCAUUCGAAAUCGACUGACUUGCGAGGAGCAUGACGAGGAAGAGACAGACGUGGCGACGGGGUGGGACAUACUGCCGACGAAGAUACGCACGCAAGUUUCGAAUAUCUUGAGGCAUGUCUCUGGCAUCCCGAUAGGGUCUCAUUCCGAGUCGGCAAUACUGUUCCCUCUUUUUCUCGCCGGUGGCGAGGCCACGGAGGCCAAACAUAUGGACGAGGUCCGCAUUCGCCUGAAGAUGACGCUACAAAAGAGACGAUUUCUGAAUAUUGCGCGGUCCUUGGAAAUUCUAGAGGAGUUGUGGCAAAGGAGAAAAACCCCGGAUGGAGUUCGAUUAGACUGGACUGACAUCUUGGAUGAGACUAGAGAGCACCUUUUGUUGACGUAG
Colletotrichum higginsianum IMI 349063 is the source of this 1086-nucleotide messenger RNA. RefSeq names its product C6 transcription factor. The transcript has a single exon. Gene Ontology annotation, molecular function: transcription cis-regulatory region binding; DNA-binding transcription factor activity. Gene Ontology annotation, biological process: positive regulation of transcription by RNA polymerase II. The record is from RefSeq and is a predicted model, not a curated record. Gene Ontology annotation, cellular component: nucleus. Lineage: Eukaryota; Fungi; Ascomycota; Sordariomycetes; Glomerellales; Glomerellaceae. Bases 1 to 1086 code for a protein of 361 amino acids.